ACGUGUAACUUUAAAAAAAUAACUUCUUCCUUAGGAUAUGCGAACAAAAUACAAUGCCGAGAAGAAAUCCUCACCAACACCUUCUCAGGAGUCGUUAUCCCUCUCCGCCCCUCCCCCCAGCCCUGAGGCACCUCUCGGUCCCUCCGCGCCCUUCUGUCCUAAACCCUUCUGCGUCUACUCUGGACACACAUCAGAUCUCCUAGACGUAUCCUGGUCUAAGAACUACUUCCUUCUGUCGUCUUCUAUGGACAAGACAGUGAGACUGUGGCACAUCUCCCGCGGGGAGUGUCUCUGCUGCUUCCAGCAUAUAGACUUCGUGACCGCGAUAGUGUUCCAUCCCAGGGAUGAUCGGUACUUCCUCUCCGGCAGUCUGGAUGGGAAACUCAGGCUCUGGAACAUUCCUGACAAAAAGGUGGCGGUAUGGAAUGAAGUGGACGGCAAAACGAAACUGAUAACCGCAGCUAACUUCUGUCAGAAUGGUAAAUUCGCUGUAGUCGGCACAUACGACGGUCGCUGCAUCUUCUACACUACAGACCAGCUAAAAUACCACACACAGAUAGACGUGCGAUCCACGCGCGGAAAGAAUUCCACCGGACGCAAAAUAAGCGGCAUAGAACCCAUGCCUAACGACGACAAGAUAUUAGUCACGUCCAACGACAGUAGAAUACGACUCUACGAUUUAAGAGACUUAAAUCUAUCUUGUAAAUACAAAGGCUACGUGAACGUAUCCAGUCAAAUCAAAGCCUCGUUCUCUCACGAUGGGAAAUACAUCGUCAGCGGUUCAGAAAACCAAUGCAUUUACAUAUGGAAGACGUAUCACGAUUAUUCAAAGUUCAGUUCUGUGCGGAGAGACAGGAACGAUUUCUGGGAGGGUAUAAAGGCGCACAACGCGGUGGUGACGUGCGCCGUGUUCGCGCCCAACCCCGACCACAUGAUACGUAUGAUAGCGGAGCGGGAGGCUGAACACAGCAUGGCCGACAACACCCCGGAGGAGCGGGAGGAAGCGAAGGCUGCGGAGGGCGGCAUGGUGUCGUCCUCUCAGACGGGGCACGUGCUGGUGAGCGCGGACUUCAACGGCUGCAUCAAGGUGUUCGUGCACAAAGCCAAGCCCAAACACAGCUCGCUGCCCGCCUCCGCGCUCGCUUAGCCCGCACAGCUAAAUAACUUUACUGGAAAACAUA
Molecule: messenger RNA, 1181 nt
Organism: Papilio polytes (common Mormon)
Lineage: Eukaryota; Metazoa; Arthropoda; Insecta; Lepidoptera; Papilionidae
Product: WD repeat-containing protein 44-like
Exons: 3
Coding region: 38-1147 (369 amino acids)
Molecular function (GO): protein binding
Source: RefSeq, a predicted model, not a curated record